Cyprinus carpio (common carp) is the source of this 8920-nucleotide messenger RNA. RefSeq names its product receptor-type tyrosine-protein phosphatase delta-like. Gene Ontology annotation, molecular function: protein binding; protein tyrosine phosphatase activity. Gene Ontology annotation, biological process: protein dephosphorylation. The coding region runs from base 585 to 6422 and encodes 1945 amino acids. NCBI's taxonomy places the organism in Eukaryota, Metazoa, Chordata, Actinopteri, Cypriniformes, Cyprinidae. The transcript is spliced from 44 exons. The record is from RefSeq and is a predicted model, not a curated record.
CACACACAAAGUCAGGUAUCUCCUCUCCGCGCGCACGCGUUUCUCUGUGAUGCUCGCGUGCGUCGGACGCGCGGAUGAUCGCGGCUGAUUGUCAGUGUGUGGAAUAAGACGCUCUUCAUCCUCAUCUUCAUCUUCAUCCUCCUCAUCGCGGCUGUUUCUGGCUGGAGUGACAGAAAGACAUAAAACCUUCCUCCGGAACCUCAGCGCUGCUCUGAAGGCUUUUGGUCAGUGCUUUGUGAUUCUUCAGCGUUUGGAAUGUGACCAAGAGUUUUCAGAAAGGUGAGAUUCUGAGGGGUUUUAUUCUUUCAUUCCUCUGGCCGGAGACAGCUCAGAUGACGAGGGCUUCAUGAACGGUGUGGUCCGGCUCGGAGCGUGUUCUGAGUCUUGGUUCAGGGAUCCAGAUGGAACCAGCGUGAACCUGCGGGCCGCAGCGAGUGUCUCCGGAGGGAAAAUGUUCCACUGAUUUUUGUUCCUGCAACCUCAAACUCCUGAGUCCUCAGGAUCUUCGCCAGGGCUUUCAGAGGUUGUGAGAGCGUUGCAGGAGCGUUGUGAGCUGGCACACUCCGCGGGUGAGUCGUAACAUCAUGCCUGUGCCAAGCGUCCGUGUAGCGUUACCCUCCGUCCGACACUGUCUCCUGCUGCUCACCGCCUGCGCCCUGCUCUCCAGCGCCGAGUCUCCACCAAAGUUCUUGCGAACCCCGAACGAUCAGACGGGCGUUCAGGGCGGCGUCGCCUCCUUCAUCUGCCAGGCUUCGGGCGACCCGCGGCCCAAGAUCGUGUGGAACAAGAAGGGGAAGAGAGUGAGCAACCAGCGUUUUGAGGUCAUAGAGUUCGAUGACGGAUCGGGCUCGGUUCUGAGAAUCCAGCCACUGCGGACGCCGCGUGAUGAAGCCAUUUACGAAUGCGUGGCCUCCAACAGUGUUGGGGAGACGAGCGCCACCACACGACUCACUGUUUUACGUGAGGAUCAGCUGCCCCCAGGUUUCCCCACCAUAGAUAUGGGCCCCCAGCUCAAGGUGGUGGAGCGCACUCGUACCGCCACCAUGCUCUGUGCUGCUAGCGGUAACCCCGACCCAGACAUUUCCUGGUUCAAAGACUUCCUCCCGGUCAACACCAGUAACAACAACGGCCGCAUCAAACAGCUCCGAUCAGAGUCCUUUGGUGGUACGCCAAUAAGAGGAGCGCUGCAAAUCGAACAAAGCGAGGAAUCGGACCAAGGGAAGUACGAAUGUGUUGCGACCAACAACGAUGGCACACGCUAUUCGGCACCUGCCAACCUGUAUGUCAGAGAGCUGCGAGAAGUGAGACGGGUUCCACCCCGGUUUUCCAUUCCCCCGACGGACAAUGAGAUCAUGCCCGGCGGCAGCGUAAACAUCACCUGUGUGGCCGUCGGGUCACCGAUGCCCUACGUUAAAUGGAUGUUGGGGUCGGAGGAUUUGACCCCUGAAGAUGACAUGCCCAUUGGGCGAAACGUGCUGGAACUCACUGACGUCCGGCAGUCAGCCAACUACACGUGUGUCGCCAUGUCAACGCUGGGCGUUAUAGAGGCGGUCGCACAGAUUACGGUCAAAGCUUUACCGAAGCCACCAGGUGUUCCCCAGGUAACGGAACGCACAGCAACAAGCAUCACACUCACAUGGGAUUCUGGGAAUCCCGAACCUGUUUCUUACUACAUCAUCCAGCACAAGCCCAAAAACUCUGAGGACUCUUUUAAAGAGAUCGAUGGAGUCGCCACCACUCGAUACAGUGUGGGCGGGCUAAGCCCUUACUCCGACUACCAGUUCAGAGUAGUCGCAGUGAAUAACAUUGGACGUGGGCCUCCCAGUGAAUCCAUCGAGGCCAAAACAGCGGAGCAAGCGCCAAGUACCGCCCCACGGCAAGUCCGAGGGCGCAUGCUAAGUGCCACGACCGCCAUCAUCCACUGGGAUGAACCCGAGGAGGCAAAUGGGCAGAUUACGGGCUACAGGGUUUACUACACCACCGAUCCCAGCCAGCAUGUCAACCAGUGGGAGAAACAGAUUGUAAGGACUUCCAACUUCCUCACCAUUCCAGGCCUGACACCCAAUAAGACUUACUACAUCAAGGUCCUGGCCUUCACCUCUGUAGGAGAUGGACCGCUCUCUUCUGAUUUGCAGAUCAUAGCCAAAACUGGAGUGCCCUCUCAACCAACGGACUUCAAAGGCGAAGCCAAAUCUGAGACGAGCAUCUUGCUGUCGUGGAACCCGCCGACUCAGACGGGCCAGGACAAUCAAAUCAUCGGAUACGAGCUGCUCUAUAAGAAAGGAGAUGACAAAGAGGAGAAACGAGUAAGCUUUGAGCCCACCACAACCUAUUUACUGAAAGAUCUGAAGCCGUUCACUACCUACACGUUUCAGCUGGCCGCUCGCAGCAAACACGGCAUCGGCGCAUACACCAACGAGAUCUCAGCCGAAACGCCUCAGACACCCCUCAGCUCCACCCCCCAGGAAGUCAAGUGUACUAGUCCCAAUUCUACCAGCAUUCUGGUAAGUUGGAAACCGCCCCCGGUGGAGCUCCAAAACGGAAUCAUGACCAAAUACACCAUCCAGUACGCGGCGACCGAAGGCGACGAUACCUCGUUGAAUCAAGUCUCGGACAUACCGCCAGAAAAGUUCCAUUAUCUGUUGGAAAACUUGGAGAAAUGGACAGAAUACCGUGUGACAGUGAGCGCCCACACUGAAGCGGGAGAAGGCCCGGAGAGUUUACCUCAGCUGAUCCGUACAGAGGAGGAUGUGCCCAGUGGCCCUCCUCGUAAAGUCGAGGUGGAGGCUGUCAACUCUUCGUGUGUUAAAGUGCUGUGGCGGUCGCCGGUGCCGAGCAGGCAGCACGGCCAGAUCCGUGGGUACCAGGUGCACUAUGUCAGGAUGGUUAAUGGGGAACCCGUUGGUCACCCUGUCAUCAAGGACAUGCUGAUCGACGACGCUCAGUGGGAGUAUGAUGAUUCAGCCGAACAUGAAUUAAUCCUGACCGAUCUGCACGCUGAGACCAUGUACUCGGUUACGGUUGCCGCUUACACGACCAAAGGCGACGGAGCACGCAGCAAACCCAAGCUGGUCACCACCACCGGAGCCGUUCCGGAAAAGCCUCGUCUCAUGGUGAGUCCGACGAAUAUGGGCACGGCAUUACUGCAGUGGCACCCACCAACCAACACUUACGGCCCGCUGCAAGGCUACCGGCUGCGGUUCGGCCGCAAGGACGUGGAGCCCCUGACCGUCAUCGAGUUCUCCGAGCGCGAGAACCACUACACCACCAAAGAGAUCCACAAGGGGGCGUCCUACACCUUCCGUCUCUCGGCCCGCAACCGGGUGGGAUUCGGAGAGGAGACGGUGAAGGAGAUCACCACUCCAGAGGACACUCCUGCCGGUUACCCACAAGGCAUCGUAGCCGAAAGUAGCACGACCACCACCAUCCAGGUCAGCUGGCAGCCUGUGGCGUUAGCCGAGCGCAACGGAGCCGUUAUCAAAUACGCCCUUCAGUACAAAGACAUCAACAGCCCUCGUAGCCCCUCAGAACUGUUCAUCACAGCACCCGAGUCCACCGUCACGCUGGACGGCCUUAAAGCAGACACCACGUACGAUAUUAAAAUGUGUGCCUUCACCAGUAAGGGCCCCGGCCCUUACAGUCCUAGCGUCCAGUUCAGAACGCAACCCAUCAACCAAGCAGUGUUUGCAAAAAAUUUUCACGUGAGAGCUGCCAUGAAGACCUCAGUGCUGCUGACGUGGGAGAUUCCCGAGAACUACAACCCCGCGCAGCCGUUUACGAUCCUGUACGAUAACGGCCAGAGCGUGGAGGUGGAUGGGAAGCUGACGCAGAAGCUCAUCACCAACCUUCAGCCGGAGACGCAGUACUCCUUCCUGCUCACCAACCGUGGGAACAGCGCCGGAGGACUGCAGCACCGCGUCUCCACCAUGACAGCGCCGGACAUACUGCGCACCAAACCCUACCUGAUCGGCAAGACCAGUUCAGACGGCACGGUCACGGUCGAGCUGCCCACGGUUCAGACGGCUGAGAAAGUGAAGGGUUACUACAUCGUGGUGGUACCACUGAAGAAACAGCGGCCCGGGAAGUUCAUCAAGCCCUGGGACAGUCCGGACGAGAUGAAUCUGGAGGAGCUGUUGCGAGAAAUCAACCGAACGAGCCGCGCUCUUCGCUUCCGUCGGCAGAUGGAGCCCAAGCCGUACAUCGCGGCGUAUUUCCACGAGCUGCCGACCGAGUUCACGCUGGGAGACGCCAAGAUGUACGGAGACUUCGAGAACAAGCAGCUGCUGAACGGACAGGAGUACGUCUUCUUCGUGCUGGCGGUGCUGGAGAUCUCCGACAACAUGUUGUACGCGGCGAGUCCGUACUCUGAUCCGGUGAUGUUUGCUGAUAUCGACCCGCAGCCCAUAAUCGAUGAAGAGGAGGGUCUGAUCUGGGUGGUGGGGCCCGUGCUGGCCGUCAUCUUCAUCAUCUGCAUCGUCAUCGCCAUCCUGCUGUACAAGAGCAGUCAACCAGACAGGAAAAGGGCAGAGUCAGAGGCCAGGAAAGGCAGUCUGCCCAGCGGUAAAGAAAUGCCCUCCCAUCACCCCACUGACCCCGUGGAGUUACGCCGUCUGAACUUCCAGACUCCCGGUUCAGCCACAUCGGUUUACCCCAGUAACCUCCAUUUGUCAAGGAUGGCCAGUCACCCUCCCAUCCCGGUCAUGGAGCUGGCCGAUCACAUCGAACGCCUGAAAGCAAACGACAACUUGAAGUUUUCUCAGGAAUAUGAGUCGGUCGAUCCCGGUCAGCAGUUCACCUGGGAGCACUCCAACCUGGAGGUCAACAAACCAAAGAACAGAUACGCAAACGUCAUCGCCUACGAUCACUCCAGAGUCCUGCUCUCCGCCAUCGAUGGUAUUCCAGGCAGCGAUUACAUCAACGCUAACUACAUCGACGGCUACCGGAAGCAGAACGCUUACAUCGCCACUCAAGGCGCGCUGCCCGAGACCUUCGGUGAUUUCUGGCGGAUGAUCUGGGAGCAGCGCAGCGCAAACAUCGUCAUGAUGACCAAACUGGAGGAAAGAUCCAGGGUGAAGUGUGACCAGUACUGGCCCAACAGAGGGACGGAGACGUACGGACUCAUUCAGGUCACGCUGCUGGACACGGUGGAGCUGGCCACGUACUGCGUCCGGACGUUUGCACUUUACAAGAACGGCUCCAGCGAGAAGCGAGAGGUGCGGCAGUUCCAGUUCACGGCGUGGCCGGAUCACGGCGUUCCGGAGCAUCCCACGCCCUUCCUGGCCUUCCUGCGCAGAGUCAAGUCCUGCAACCCACCGGACGCCGGACCCAUGGUGGUGCACUGCAGUGCCGGCGUGGGUCGGACCGGCUGCUUCAUCGUCAUCGACGCCAUGCUGGAGCGAAUCAAACACGAGAAGACGGUGGACAUCUACGGUCACGUGACGCUCAUGCGCGCUCAGAGGAACUACAUGGUCCAGACGGAAGACCAGUAUGUCUUCAUUCACGACGCGCUCCAGGAGGCCGUCACCUGCGGCACCACCGAGGUCCCUGCCCGGAACCUGUACGCAUACAUCCAGAAGCUCACGCAGAUCGAGUCCGGAGAGAACGUCACCGGCAUGGAGCUGGAGUUUAAGCGGUUAGCGAACACAAAAGCUCACACCUCACGGUUCAUCAGUGCCAAUCUGCCCUGCAACAAAUUCAAAAACAGACUGGUUAACAUCAUGCCCUACGAGUCCACACGCGUCUGUCUGCAGCCAAUCAGAGGAGUCGAGGGCUCCGACUACAUCAACGCCAGCUUCAUCGACGGAUACAGGCAACAGAAGGCUUACAUCGCCACGCAGGGUCCUUUAGCCGAAACCACAGAAGACUUCUGGAGGAUGCUGUGGGAACACAACUCCACCAUCGUAGUGAUGCUGACCAAACUCAGAGAGAUGGGCAGAGAAAAGUGCCAUCAGUACUGGCCAGCAGAGCGUUCAGCCAGAUAUCAGUACUUUGUGGUGGAUCCAAUGGCCGAAUACAACAUGCCGCAGUACAUCCUGCGAGAGUUUAAAGUGACGGACGCACGGGACGGACAGUCACGGACCGUCAGGCAGUUCCAGUUCACAGACUGGCCAGAACAAGGUGUGCCAAAAUCAGGGGAAGGCUUCAUCGACUUCAUUGGCCAAGUGCAUAAAACAAAAGAGCAGUUUGGUCAGGAUGGACCCAUAUCGGUCCACUGUAGUGCUGGCGUGGGCAGGACGGGCGUCUUCAUCACGCUUAGCAUCGUUCUGGAGCGCAUGCGCUAUGAAGGAGUGGUGGACAUCUUCCAGACGGUCAAGAUGUUGAGAACACAGCGGCCGGCGAUGGUCCAGACUGAAGAUCAGUACCAGUUUUGUUACAGAGCUGGGUUGGAGUAUCUCGGGAGCUUCGACCACUAUGCAACAUAAGAUCUUCGUCACACUGUCAGGGAGACGGAUCGGCCAUCGGACAUCCAGCGGUCAUUUAAUUCUUCUGAGCCAUAAAUACCUGCUUGUGAAAAGAACUUAAACUCUUCGAUUACAUGUUGGAUGUGCAACGUAAACCUAGAAAUACUUACAAACGACAAUAAUGAGACAAAUAUCCAGGUGGACCAAGAAAAAUCACCCUGAUCUGAUUUCAAAAAGUAAAUCAUAAAUAAAUAAUUAGUAACAAUAAUAAUAAUAAUGAUAAUUUCGGACAGGUGAAUCUAGACUGCUGAAGUGCGGAAUAAUCGCUGCUUCGAGGAUUCAUGAAUCAUAAAGGAGUCAACGAACACAGACGCUGCGAGGCGGGGAGCUCGAGACACGGUGUAAAGAGAAUUUGUUUUGUUCCACAGUCAAUACGAGGAGAUACGUCACUGAUGAAGAGAGGAGACUUCAUCACCACCACCACCAUCAUCAUCAUCAUCACCAUCAUCGAAGAAGACUAAACAAACAGACCUUAAGUAAUAACUACAACACGCCGAUCGUUCGAUUAGACGUCCGGAGAAACCACACAAAUAAUGCAUACCAGCUUUUGUUUCACGUUUCGUGGUGUUUUCCUCCCCGUUAUGACAGAAAUCAGCGUAGACUGGCCGUAUUUCUCAUGUUUUUCUUCUGAUGUCCUGUUGUCCGCACCCAUGUGCCCUCCUUCAUUCAUCGUUUGCUGGUGGUUUGUGGCGUUUUGUUUGAAACACACGCUGAAUCAUGGGGUGGGCAGAGUAUAAAGGUUAGAAGAUAUCUCAGUUCUUCCAUGAGCAGAGAGAGAGAGAGAUUAAUAAAUUCUUUAUUUAUAUAACCUCGAAAUGUAUAUUCACAAAAUAUAGAUAUAUAGUUGAUAUAAUAUAUGAAAAUUAUGGUGGGUUAUCCGCUGGAAUGCACAUCAGCAGGACGGACAGACACGCGUCUUUUCUUGUGCAAUAACUAGACGUUUUACGGCCGGAGGGUUCGAUUCGCACCGGUUUAACAAGGGCGGGGUGAUCGUCGUCAUGUUCAUGAGCUCAUGGGUCAAAGGUCAUCGUCGUGCAUCCGUUAGGCCACAGGUACAAAGACGUCCACCUGUUCAUUCUUUUGCAUUUAGAGUGCCUUAUAUUUAUGCCUGUUCUUUUCUACGAUAUUCAUUUAACAACGUGUAUAGUUUAAGUAGUUCAUAUACGAGUAUUUAUCGAUUGAUUUCCCAUGCGUACGGAUUUAUAGUCUAUGAAAUUAUAUAUGCAAAUACGUAAUUCCAUAAUUACCAUUUAAUUUUCUGUGGCCUUAAUUUGGCUCAGAGAAAAAAAAAUGACAAGGGUAUGACAAAGAAAGAAAGCGCACGAUAACUGUCAGGCCCGAUACUGUUAAGUCAUUUCUGUUAUGUUAUUUUAUAUUAGUUCCCCAACGGCACAAGACAAAUUAAUUAUGUCUUUUAAAGACCAAGCUUAAGUGUCAAAUUUCUGUCAUUUUCAGUCAUGAAAAAUGGUGGCAAAGAAACGCCAAAAUAAUUGAAAAGACCCUAAAAAAACCUGUAACGCUCUUGCUGAUAAGCUACAUAGUAUUUUAACGUGUGAAUUUCACGACUAGAAUAUUACAAUUCGACACUUGAACCUCACUGGCUUUGUGGAUGUGCAUUCCAGAUGCUUUUUUUCCCCCUUUCUUGUUUCAAAUAGAGAAAGCAUUUUAUUGUUUUUACUCUUUCUGUUGUUGAUUUCGGAUGUUUUCAUCAUCAUAUGUCGAGCAACAGGCAGCCGUUGCGUAACUGUCAGCGCCACCUAGAGUUCAGAGCUUCAAUGUGCUCCACGUCGGCUUCUCUUUCCCUGUUCUGGAUCUUAUUUGAUAUGCAUGAGUUCAACUGCAUUGGGGGCGAGUAGGAAGAAUUGCACUUUGUAUCUCUUUAUCUCUAUGCACUGCCCUACUGAUUCCGCACCCAUUACGGAUUUUACUUGAACCCGACCGUACGAAUCUCCUUCAGACUUCACUUGGUGUGUAUGUAAAUAACAGAAAAGAGACUACCCAAGUAAUAAGAGAAAAAGAAAAAAAAGAUUAGGAGAAAGGAAAAGCAAAUCGGUUGCGGAAAAAGAGCAUCUUUAGCAGGUGAUUUCGAAGUGUCACUUCUUCCCCGUUGAAAGACUGAAGCGUCACGAGCGCAAACGUACACGUGGUGUUUCUAAGCUCCCUGUUACUCUCACAUCUGGAUGCAUAGACUGAAAUUAAUUCAAUUCAAUUGUAAAGAAAAAAUGGCUUGUUAAAAAAAAGAAUCAUGAAAUUACCUCUGAUUAGUUGUAAAUGUAAACUGUUUUUGAUUUGAUUUGAUUUUUUUUUUUUUUCUGAAUGAAUGGAGUGCUUUUUAUUUUCAUACUUAGAUGACAUUGGUGAAAAGACACAUCUGUACGAGAAGCCGUCCUUCUGUACUUUGCUGACACAAGUUCCAUUUGUUAUAAAUGAAUUCUAUUAAAAAAUGUAAGUGUUAUGCA